Molecule: messenger RNA, 1560 nt
Organism: Esox lucius (northern pike)
Lineage: Eukaryota; Metazoa; Chordata; Actinopteri; Esociformes; Esocidae
Gene: inip
Product: ints3 and nabp interacting protein
Exons: 5
Coding region: 183-506 (107 amino acids)
Biological process (GO): DNA repair
Cellular component (GO): SOSS complex; nucleus; nucleoplasm
Source: RefSeq, a predicted model, not a curated record
AUACCGGUUGAUGCACCUGAGUAUUAUGAUAAACGCGGUAGCAUUGUCCUUUUUUGUAUGUACAAAAUAAUUUAGAUAUAAGUUGAAUACAUUAUAACUUUUUUAAAGUUACGUAGCUGGCUAUAUAGUUGUCUACAGCACAUUAGCCCUUCAAGGAAAACCAUAGCUGUAAUCACUCUGCUAUGGCCUCACCUGCACCUGGAGGGGGAUUCCAGAACAAGACCCAUCGCGUUGCAAUAUUGGCUGAGCUAGACAAACAGAAAAGACUAUUGAUACAAAACUCAUCACUGAAUAACCCUGGCGCAAGCAUUCCCCUUUCCAGACCAACCCAGAAUAAAGACUUUAGAGAUCACGCUGAACAACAGCACAUUGCUGCUCAGCAAAAAGCAGCACUACAGCACGCCCAUGCACACUCCUCAGGUUUCUUCAUUACUCAAGACUCCUCCUUUGGGAACCUCAUCCUCCCUGUACUGCCACGAAUAGACCCCCCUACCCUGGCUGAAUAAUGGACCUAAUUUGUCAGAUUUCAAAAUUAAAUUUUGGGUUCCUUACCUUGUGUGUAGUCUAUUGACUAGAUUUAGUAUGCUUAGUUUCAUGAAUCAUGUUCAAGCCAUCUGAAAGGGUCCGUCAUUUAUUGGGAGACUAAACAAACUCGCUUACAGAAUAUUUGAUCGUGAAAAAAAUCAAGUGUAACAUUAUAAUAUUGGUACCAUAACUUAAAUAGGAUUUGUUACCCAAAGUUAUGGUAUGGAUAUUAUUAAUUUUUUCACAGUUUAAGAAACAAUGCUUUUUUAGAUACGUAUGCAUUAUUGGAUAAUGAUGAUGUUAAUAAUGAUGACGUGCUAAUAACAUUAUCAUUACCAGGUUCGGAGAGGGAUUUGUGCCAUAUGAUAAAAUGCUAGCAUUUAUAAACAGUGUUAGGGUAAUAAAACUAAAGGCAUGAAUUGCAAUCAUACCAUGUCCAUAGACAGCUUUUACUGUACCUUUUUGUGAUUGGGGUGAACAAUCUUUUUGAAAAGAAAAGAGAAUGUCUAAAAGCAGCAUGUGGUUUGUUUCCCAUCACCUGCUGGAUGUUUUUGAAUAAUGACAAUUCAGCAUGUAGAAUCAUGUGGAAAUGAUCUGGUCAGAAGUGAUAGAAUGCUUUGUUUCUUCUCUGGCAGUGUUACAAUUAGGCCCUCAACCCACAGAUCAGGCUUGGAGGCCUGUGGACCAGGGUUGUCCUAGAAGCAGAUCAUGGGUCAGUUUAGCGUUUAGCAUCUCCACUAAUGGUGAAGGUAGGAUUGGGAAGGGAAACUGAUCCUAAAUCUGUACCUCAGGGAAACAUCACACCAGAGCUGAGGCCAUAACAAACGACAACACAGAAGCUUUGUUACAAGUUACUCUCUAGGAUGUGUGGAACAAGGCCUUGGAUUGUUUGUUGAGAAUAAAGGUCAUAUUAUUUGUCUAUGUGGUACAGUGUACCAAAUCAUGUGGUUUUCAAAUGAGUCAAAAACAAUUUGUUGUAGUUUUUGUAAUUAAUAAAAUGUAUAAAUAAAGGCAAUAAAGACCAAGUCAACCAAA